Messenger RNA from Opisthorchis viverrini, 417 nucleotides. RefSeq lists its product as hypothetical. Lineage: Eukaryota; Metazoa; Platyhelminthes; Trematoda; Opisthorchiida; Opisthorchiidae. The transcript has 3 exons. The record is from RefSeq and is a predicted model, not a curated record. Bases 1 to 417 code for a protein of 138 amino acids.
AUGUAUGACUAUCAGCCAAACAAUGUGAUCGCAUCAGCAUCCACUAGAACACAUCCAAGUGGUCUCAUACGAAGAUUAGAGAAAUGUAUGGUGAAAUUAAGUCCAAUCGAACGUUUUCAUGCCCCGGAAUCGCAAUGCAGCGCAAUUGUAUGCAAAUACAUAUGCACGGACUAUGUCGCCGCCGUCAAUCUAAAAGGUGACUCCAACUCAUUGCAAUUUGCGAUUCACAUACUGAGGAAGUCUGAGAAUACAAAGAACGUAUUAUGUUCACAAACGUCCGGGGCAUUUCUUGGUGGGCAAACGGGUCAAGAAGAACACACCGAUCAACCGAAUCAAAUGCACCUUGGAAAUCCAGGAACACUAGAAUUGUGGGUCGCUCAUCCGAAUGGCGCCGUUCUAGCACCUGACGGACUGUGA